UCGGCUCUUUCCGCGGGGCGCUCCGUGUGCUCCUCCAGCAGGUUCGGCUAUUUCCGUCAGCAACUUCGGCUGUUUCCGCCGCCAGCUUCGGCUGUUUCCGCAGCCAGCUUCGGGCGGCCUCGGCCCACCUCGUUCCCGGUAACGGUCGCUGGGAGUUCAAAUGAGCAGGGGCCGGGCCGCGCCGCGCUGGGCCGCGCACUGAGGCGGGGCCGGGGCCGCCCCGCUCCGGGCUCGGCGACGACGACGACGAGGAGGAGGCGGCGGAGGAGGAGGAGGAGGAGGAGGAGGCCGGGGGAGCAGGAUGACGGUGCUGCAGGAACCCGUCCAGGCUGCUAUAUGGCAAGCACUUAACCACUACGCUUACCGUGAUGCAGUGUUCCUCGCAGAAAGGUUAUAUGCAGAAGUACAUUCAGAAGAAGCACUGUUUUUACUGGCAACGUGUUACUACCGCUCAGGAAAGGCAUAUAAAGCAUACAGGCUCCUAAAGGGACACAGCUGUACUACCCCACAAUGUAAAUACCUGCUUGCAAAAUGUUGUGUUGACCUCAGCAAGCUUGCAGAGGGAGAGCAGAUCUUAUCUGGUGGAGUGUUGAAUAAACAGAAAAGCCAUGAUGACAUUGUUACGGAGUUUGGUGACUCUGCAUGCUUUACACUCUCCUUACUAGGACAUGUCUACUGCAAGACAGAUCGGCUUGCCAAAGGAUCAGAAUGUUACCAAAAGAGCCUUAGUUUAAAUCCUUUCCUCUGGUCCCCUUUUGAAUCGCUCUGUGAAAUAGGUGAAAAACCAGACCCUGACCAAACAUUUAAAUUAACAUCUUUACAGAACUUCAGCAGCUGUCUGCCUAACACUUGCACAACAUUGGUAUCUAAUCACAACAUAUCGCAUAGACAACCUGACUCUGUCCUGAUGGAAACUCCACAAGACACAAUUGAGUUGAACAGGCUCAACCUAGAAUCCUCCAAUUCAAAAUAUCCUUCCUUGAACACGGAUUCCUCUAUGUCUUACAUUGACUCGGCCGUAAUUUCACCAGAUGCUGUCCCUCUUGGGUCAGGAUCUGCCAUAUUGUCUAAACAGGCUCAAAAUAAACCAAAAACUGGGCGGAGUUUACUAGGGGGACCUGCGGCUUUGAGCCCACUAACUCCAAGCUUUGGAAUUUUGCCACUAGAAACCCCCAGCCCUGGAGAUGGAUCAUAUUUGCAAAACUACACUAACUCCUCUUCUGUAAUUGAUGUGCCAUCCACAGGAGCACCUUCAAAGAAGAAACUUUGCGUUAUGCAGGCUGUCACCAGGAUAAGCCAAGCUGGAACAAAAUCUGUCUUCUCUCAGAGCGGAAAUAGCCGAGAAGUCACUCCAAUUCUUGUUGCACAAACACAGAGCUCUGGCCCACAGACAAGUACAACACCUCAGGUAUUGAGCCCAACAAUUGCUGCUCCACCAAAUGCACUGCCUCGAAGAAGCUCUCGCCUGUUUACUAGCGAUAGCUCUACAACAAAGGAAAAUAGCAAAAAAUUGAAAAUGAAGUUUCCACCUAAGAUUCCAAACAGAAAAACAAAAAGUAAAACAAAUAAGGGAGGAAUAACUCAACCAAACAUAAAUGAUACUUUGGAAAUUACCAAACUAGACUCUUCCAUCAUUUCAGAAGGGAAAAUCUCUACUGUUGCACCACAGAUCCAGGCUUUUACGCUACAAAAAGCAGCAGCAGAAGGUUUGAUGAGCCUUCUUCGGGACAUGGGGAAAGGUUAUUUAGCCUUGUGUUCAUACAACUGCAAAGAAGCGAUAAAUAUUUUAAGCCAUUUACCAUCUCACCACUACAACACUGGUUGGGUGCUGUGCCAAAUUGGGAGAGCUUACUUCGAGCUGGCAGAAUACAUGCAGGCUGAGAGGAUAUUUUCAGAAGUAAGGAGGAUUGAAAACUACAGAGUAGAAGGCAUGGAGAUCUAUUCGACUACGCUGUGGCAUCUGCAGAAAGAUGUUGCGCUCUCUGUUCUUUCAAAGGAUUUGACAGACAUGGAUAAAAACUCACCAGAGGCGUGGUGUGCUGCAGGAAACUGUUUCAGCUUGCAACGAGAGCAUGACAUUGCAAUCAAGUUCUUCCAGAGAGCCAUUCAAGUUGAUCCAAACUAUGCUUAUGCCUACACCCUUUUGGGACAUGAAUUUGUGUUAACAGAAGAACUAGACAAAGCAUUAGCUUGUUUUAGGAAUGCAAUCAGAGUCAACCCUAGACACUAUAAUGCAUGGUAUGGGUUGGGAAUGAUUUAUUACAAACAGGAAAAAUUCAGCCUAGCAGAAAUGCAUUUCCAGAAAGCACUUGAUAUCAAUCCUCAGAGCUCAGUCUUACUGUGCCACAUUGGAGUAGUCCAGCAUGCACUGAAAAAAUCUGAAAAGGCUUUGGAUACUUUAAACAAAGCUAUUAACAUUGACCCCAAGAACCCGCUAUGCAAAUUCCAUAGAGCUUCUGUAUUAUUUGCAAAUGAAAAGUACAAGUCUGCUUUACAAGAACUUGAAGAACUGAAACAGAUUGUUCCCAAAGAGUCUCUUGUUUACUUUUUAAUAGGAAAGGUUUAUAAAAAGCUGGGUCAAACUCAUUUGGCCCUAAUGAAUUUCUCAUGGGCGAUGGACCUAGAUCCCAAAGGAGCCAACAACCAGAUUAAAGAGGCUAUUGAUAAACGUUACCUUCCAGAUGAUGAGGAACCAAUAACUCAAGAAGAGCAAAUAAAUGAAUGUUACCCCUAUGAAUCAGUUGGCACAGAUGAAUCCCAAGAGAGCAGCAUGACAGAUGCGGAUGACACACAGCUCCAUGCAGUUGAAAGCGAUGAAUUUUAACCUCCAAAAGCCAGUAUCUGGGCUUGAGUGUGUGACUGGUACUGUUGUGUUCUCCCCUUCCUUCGCAUCCUGGGUCUUCACAUCACUGAGCCAGCAUUGUCAUUAUUCUCCACUGACACCAUGAGUACACCACUCAGACUUAAAACUGUAUGCAGAAUUAAUGGCAGUGCAAUAUUCAGCUGCUACUGAGUCUGACUAGUUGGCUCUUAGACAUUUAUGAAAAUGACUGAGGAGGAAAUACUAUUUUUGGACUCCACUUUGCUGGAAAAAUAUCACGGAAGAAAGACUUGUGGUUUGCUGUAACGAAGCCAGUAGAUGCGGGGAUAGUACUAAUGAAGCAGUGUCUUGUUCUUUUUCCAGAAAUGUGUCUUAGUUUGGUUCUUUCUUGGUAAGCAGAGCGCUGAACUUCAUUUCCAAGUUCUUCGAGGACAGUGUUGACAAAUGCAGGCUGUUAAAGACUUUUGCAUAUUGUAGUGUAACUUAAAUGCCAGGGAAUGUACAUGACCUUAAAGCCGCAGUGUUUCCCGUGAACAAAUACAAUGCACGUGCUCAGGACUGGGAGUGUCAGACUGCAUAAAACGUUCAGUGUCCCUACUUAGAGUGCAAACUUGCAGGAGUGAAAACGUAGCAGGAGAAUCACAUUGCAGAAUCGUAGCUUUCACAGAAUGCUUUCAUGUUCUAACCAAGAAUUAAUUUAUUCACCUAGUUUCUAAAAUGUCAAUGUUUUACUUUGUACUUCAGAGAAACAAGUCGGCAACACCUUGCUUCAUUUUUUCAUCUACCCCUUGACUUAUUCUUCCCAGUGUGAGAAUAAAAAUUAAUAAAGGGCGAAAUCAAAGAGCAAUGUAGAUACAACUUAAUGUGGAAACAUCAAACCCUUAACCAACAGCGCCUGUGUCUUUCUGAACAAAUAAACUGGGAAGACCGUGGAAGCCUUAAUACAAUCAGAACCUUACAGUCAAAUGCAUCGAGUAAUUGCCUAAGAUAGUGUCCUUUUUAAAACUGUUUUCUAAAGUGUGGUCCAAGCAGUGUGCAAACAUGUGCAAUUCUUUCUUUUUUUUAAGCUGUUCUUUAAGGCUCUUAGAGUACUUUCUCACUGUAGGAACGUAGGCCCCUUUCCUCCUCCCCUGAGGCUGCUGCUGUGAGAAGAAAUCUACGCCACAGUAACGAGUCCAAAACAAUCUUUCUCUGUAGCAUUUUGCAGCAACACUUGGUGCCCUUUAUGCAGUGGCGAUAAAGAAAGUGUACGAUACAAGCAGUUUUAAAGAGCAAUUUAUGCAUAAUAAAUUGGGAGUGAUAUAAAUUUCAUGGCAACAUAUUUGUCAUCAAUCUUAAUUUUUUAAAAUAUAUAUCUCUUUUAGGGGUGAUGUAGUUACCUUUAGAACUUAAGCUUUUAAAACUGCAACCUUGUCUUACACCAGGCCCGUGCCCUGUCAUGGCUCCUCUCUGGCUGUGAGCCACUGGGAUGCCUUCAUCAAACAAAAAUAAUCCACGAGUGCUGUGCAGAAAUACUUUUUUUUUUUUUUUUUGGAAGCAGGAGGACAAGCAGAGAGAAAUAGGCCAGAACUCCCCUAACAGUGUGAAAUGAAAUCUGAAAAAAAUGAGGAAUGGUAGUUUAUGAAAGGAGCCUUGUGCCUCAGCCGUGCAGUUCAGCUUGUGUCUGGAUGGGGGAUGAACUGAAAUCACGACGUGUUUCGGCUGACUUGUGUGCUGAAUCCUGCACGGCUUCCCGUGGUGAUCAAUGUUCUGGUGCGAUUCCCUUCCUGAUGCAUCUUCCCUGAGGAAAACGCAGGGUUUGCAUUUCCCAAGGGCUGUUCUGUGCCAACGGUAAAGCUCUCACGGGGCUCUUGGGUUCCCUGGCUCUGUCACGACAUCGUUUUUCCAUCCAGAUGCAAUGCGUCUACAGCUUCGGUGUGUGUUCCUCGUGAGGUUUCCUCAAGGAGUCUGAGAGCACCCCACACCUCAGCAGAAGGUCUGGAGGCAGUACUUGUGUGAGUGCCACCACUUGAUGCGUGAAUUGCCUUCCUUUUGGUUCCCGAUGUUUUCUUAAGCAAAAAGCAUGAGUUUCUUCCCGCUCCCUGGGAGCUAGAAGACUCUCAGCUGAAGCCAGGGGCCUUUUGUCUUUAGAUCUGAAGAAAUGCUGGGCGCUUCUAGCUCCCAAAAUUGCACACUUCUUUUUUUUUUCAUCCUUUUCAGAUCUGAAAAAACAGGUGCUGCUCUUGUGACUUUUCCAGAAGACUUGCUGCUUGUUUAACUGGGGACCAGAGGUUUAGGAAACUAGGUGGCUUUUUCCCUUCUCUGAAAAUUGUGAACAACUGUACUAAGAUUUCCAACACCCUGGCAAGAGUUCUUAACUCAGCUGGGGUAUUAAAAGGAUACUCAUUCUACCUUGAAGAUUUAAUACUUAAAAACUGUCCUGCUGCUUUACAUGUACAUCAUAUCUUAAAUGGUUGCUUUUUUUUUUCUCUCCAAGAAUAUCAAGUAACAGUUGGACCAUGCUGCUAUUUUACCUUCUAAAUAGAUGCACAAAAUUAGUAUUGAAUCAAUAAAGUUUUGCUACUCUUUGAAGAGGGGUGAGGAGAAGGGCGGUGAGCACGAAGGCACUCUGACAGCCAGGUUUGGGCAAGGGUGUUCACUGAAAAGAAUUAGGGAACUGUCAUUUUCUUACAACAAAAAUAUGGAAAAAUGCAAAGUGUGGGUGUGGUGUGUACUAUUUGCAUUGAAACAAUGUAAUUUGUCUUUUUUUUUUUGCUUUCUUGACUUUUUAUUUCAGAAAUUGUACAGUCUUAGGGGAAAAAAAGUCUUUUCUGUUAAUAUAUUUGCGAUUCAUUAAAGGAUGUGGAAAAUCCAAAUAAACUACUUUUAAAAGCA
Molecule: messenger RNA, 5695 nt
Organism: Cygnus olor (mute swan)
Lineage: Eukaryota; Metazoa; Chordata; Aves; Anseriformes; Anatidae
Gene: CDC27
Product: cell division cycle 27
Exons: 19
Coding region: 302-2824 (840 amino acids)
Biological process (GO): cell division
Molecular function (GO): protein binding
Source: RefSeq, a predicted model, not a curated record